UUAUGGCGUCCAAUAAGUGGAUGGAUAUUGACUACAAUCGCGUCGCCUCUAAGUGUAUGCAAAAGAAUAAAUCGGUUUUCAUUAAACACGACAAACAAAGGUUUGAAGAGUUCUUGGCCUCAAAGACAACCAUUUCCGGCGCUGUCCUCAAACCGGUGGAAAUGGUAGAAAGAGGCAAAAAAUUAAUGCAUUCUGAAGCUGAUAAGCUUGAGAUUGAAGUUCUCGAAAAGCAAUGGCUCUCACUUUGCGAAGACAUUAAGAAAAAGGGCGGUGGUCUAUUGGACAACGCUAUAGCUGUGUGUGAUGUGAGCGGUUCUAUGGAUGGGACGCCUAUGAACGCAGCCAUUGGUCUCACGAUUCUAACCAUGUAUUUAUCGCAAGAGCCCUGGAAUUCAAUGUGCAUUACAUUUAGCGCGACCCCACAAAUUCAUAUCGUGGACCCGAAUCUUACUUUUAUUGAGAAACUUGGAGCCAUGCAAGGAAUGGAUGCGGGAUAUAACACUGCUUUAAAUUUAGUUUUUGAUCUGAUUUUGCAUAAGUCUGUUGAACAGCGUCUCCGAAACGAUCAGUUGCCGAAAGUGUUGAUAGUGUUCACAGACAUGGAGUUUGACGAGGCUUUUCCUGACGAGGAUAAUCUAACCAACUUCGAGGCCGCACAGCAAGACUUUGAGGCCAAAGGUUAUAAAUUGCCGCCAAUUGUAUUCUGGAAUCUGAGGACUUCCGCGUCGACACCCGUGCAGACCAAUGAAGUCGGAGCCGCACUUCUCUCCGGAUAUUCCGGACAACAAAUGUCACUAAUCUUAAAGACUAAAGACUUCGAAAAAAUGACUCCCUAUUCGAUGAUGCGAUCGGCUAUUGAUAACAAAUUUUUAUUAUCGAUGGCAAUAUCGGAUGUG
This is a messenger RNA of Medioppia subpectinata, 896 nucleotides long. NCBI's taxonomy places the organism in Eukaryota, Metazoa, Arthropoda, Arachnida, Sarcoptiformes, Oppiidae. The record is from the annotation of a GenBank genome assembly.